This is a messenger RNA of Acanthoscelides obtectus, 2679 nucleotides long. NCBI's taxonomy places the organism in Eukaryota, Metazoa, Arthropoda, Insecta, Coleoptera, Chrysomelidae. The record is from the annotation of a GenBank genome assembly.
UUUGAUUUAGGUCACUUUUGUUGUAAUAUGUUUUGAUUUAUGUCACUUUUGUUGUAACAAAUUUAACGAAACACUAACGAAUUGACUAUGUAAGCCUUCCAACUUUUUGAUAAUUAUAAAUCUGUGUGAAGUAGUUUGAUAUGUAUUUCACAGAAAAUGUGUAACUUCUUAUCCUUACAUUAAACUUAUAUAUUGGGUGAGGACUUCAAGGCUUAUUAAAUGAGGAAAUCUAGAAUUAACUCACAGACAGUGAUUGGAAUAUUGAAGUUCCUUUUCUCGCUCUUCUUCAUAAUAUCUAUAGAGGCAACGGUAUGGAUAUCUCAAGUUGAACAGCUUUUAUUGUUAAGCAGGGUAUUGCUGCAAAUCAAGCAAAAUAUCUGCCAGAAACAACGAAAUAUACUCUUAAAGUACCAGCACCUAGUGAAGAUCUUAGUGCUAAACUUGGUUCUCAACUGAAUGACUUGCUUUUGAGUUCGAUGAUUGAAGCCGAAAUAUCUACAACUGAGAAGAUUCCAACUGAUUCUAGCAAUCUCAGUGAUCGUAGAGGAUACGACUUGGUUUUAUAUGAUAAACAUUGUAAUACUACCAAUCACCAGCCUCAAGAUCCAGUAAUGCCUUUACCUCAAGAAAACUUCACGAUGGACACCGUAACUCAAGUAUCUCUUCAGUCAGAAAACAUUUUCGAAGAGGCUACAAGCAACAGUCCUCAGCCUGGAUGUGGCAACUAUUACACAGUGUCUUGUAAUAUAGAUCGUCCUACAGUUGUUCGUUUAAAAAGAAAAUCGCCCAUAGAUCCAGAUUUCAUCAACAAGCAUCCCGGUAGUGACAAAAGUUCAACGAAGAGUACAGAAGAAGUUAUAAAUGGCAGCUUAGCCGAGAUAGAAGUUACAAAAGGCAAAAAAAUAAAACGGAAUGUUGGUAACUGGUCUUUAAAAAAACUAUAUUGUUAAGAAAUUCUGGAUAGCUAUUUUUUCUGCGUAUUGGGAACUUGCAUUUACAAAAACAAAGAGAUUUUAUAGUGAGGCAUACUGAAUCUAUAAAACCGAAAUACCGUUAUUCAUGUGCGGGAAUUUAUAGACAAAUGAAUUCGGCAUUUUAUUUCAAUCUCAACGGAAAUCGCAUUAGGGUAUGCAAGAUGUUUUUUAAGCCCACCCUCAACAUUAACGAUCGUCCUAUUCGUACAGCGCUACAAAAACGAACCGAUGAGGGUUUUAUUAUCACUGAUCAAAGAGGAAAACAUGGUAAACAACCACAGGUGAAUCCCGAAAUUGAAGAUACCGUGAGAAAAUUUAUUAAUGCCAUACCCCGAAUUGAAUCGCAUUAUCUGAGGGCUCAAACUACUCGAGAAUAUAUUGAUAGUAGUAAAAACUUGUAUAGAGAUUAUAAAGAAGAUUGGGAAAGUUAACAACUUCCGUACGCCAAUUAUGUGAUGUUUAAUCGUAUUCAAUGGCGAAUAUAACAUUUCAUUUUAUAUACCCAAAAAAGAUCAGUGCGAUUUUUGCUUUUCCUAUACAAAUGCAGAUGAUGAAGGCAAACAAAAAUUGAUGGACAAGUACAAUCUAGACAUGAAAGAAAAGAAGCUGUCGCGUCUAGAGAAGGAAGCUGAUAAAAAAAUUACAAAUGGUUCAAUCGUCGCAGUUUAUGACCUAAAGGCAGUAAUACCGGUACCCAGAGGGCAGAUCUCCUCCUUCUAUUGUAAGACUAAACUGAAUUGUUACAAUUUUACUAUAAGCGAUUUAUAUGCAAAAAACGUCAAUUGGUACUUUUGGAAUGAGACUGAAGGAAAACGUGGAGCGAUUGAAAUUGGAAGCUGCGUACUUUUUUACCUCAAACAGCUUGUUGAGAAAAGUAAGACUGCUCAACUUUUGGAUGUAAUAUUAUAUUCAGACAAUUGUUGUGGUCCGCAGAAGAAUAAUUAUUUAGUCACCGCCUCCUCAUACGCGGUAAACAAACUGCCAAUCCGCAGUAUCAUCCAUAAAUAUUUAAUAAAGGGGCAUUCUCAAAAUGAGCGGGAUAAUGUACAUAGUAUUAUUGAGAAGCAAAUUAUGAAAUAUCUCAAAUCAGGACCGAUUUACGUGCCUGAUGAGUAUGAAACACUAAUUGGAACAGCGAAAACAAAGUGGUUCCCCUUACAGAGUUCACCAGCUUACCUUUGAAAAUUUCUACGAUUUAAAAGCGUUACAUGAACAGUGGCGAAAAAACUUUACGACAGAUACUGAAAAAGGAAAAGUUAGCUGCAAUGACAUUAAAAUACUUGAAGUGUAUAAGGAAUACUCGGAUUCAUUCUUCUAUAAAACGUCCUAUGAACAGGAGGACUUCAGAAAAGUGGAUAUGAAUAAUGUGAAAAACACUACAUUCCAAGAACAUAAUACAGACUCGGUUAGCUUAGUUCAAGCUUAUUCUCAUAAGGUUCCAUUGAGUGACUUAAAAAACAGCACUUACAGGAACUAGCUGAUAAGGGAACAAUUAAAAAAAAUAUUACUCUCUGUUUAUAAAAAUGUACUUAGGAUUUAAUUCAGUUCAAACCUUGUGAAGGAGUUUUUUAGUUAUGAAGACUGAAAAUUAUUUUAAUUUAAAUGCAAGCCUCUUAUUGUUCCUUAUUAUGAGUUUCUGUAUGUUGUGUUUUUCUCCCUUGUAUAAAAAUAGGAGUACCUGUUCAGUAUUUAGGACCAAAUCAAU